AUGCUUCUACAAAUUCUUGCUAUGAGUAUCUUCCUUAUCUGUGUUUUUAUACUUAUCGUAUACUGGAAAUUAGUUUGUCCAGGAAAGCAUAUCUAUAAUGUACUACGAGAACAAGGUAUACCAUGUGAGCCUUUUGUACCAUUUCUUGGUCAAUUACCUCAAUUAUAUCAAUAUCAAAAACAACAUAAAAUCAUGGAAUUUUAUGAAGAAUUAAAUAAAAAACAUGGUUCAAUUUUUAUGUUUAGUCUUGGCUUAUAUCCACGUCUUGUUAUACAAGACGCUGAUUUAAUCAGUCAUAUACUUGGCCGUACUUAUGCACAGAAUUAUUACAAACCAGCUGAUCUUAUUUCUCGUCUUAAACCACUUAUUGGCUUACAUAAUCUUUUAAUUAGUAAUGGAAAUGAACAUGAACGCGCACGAAAAAUGUUAAAUCCUGGUUUUCAUUUUGAAAAUCUUCGUUCAAUGGUAUCGAUUAUGACGGAUCAAACAGCUAAAACAAUUGAUAGACUACUUGAAUCAUGGGGAAAACCAGUCAAUUUACAAAAAGAACUUAGUCUUCUUACAUUAACAAUAAUUGCAUCAAGUGCAUUUGGUGAAAAUUUCGAAACUAUUGCCAAUGCAAGAGAAAUUGUUUCUGAAGCAUUUAUUGCAGCAUUAGAUGCUAUUGUUAAUCGAACAUUAUUAUUAAUUGAUCAAAUUCCUUUGUUUUCAAGAUUACCAUUUUGGGGUAAAGAUAUUGUUGAUCGCGGUUGUGGAAGGGCAUUGAAUUUUAUUGAACGUAUUAUUGCUGAUAGAAAACAAGGUCGUACAAAGAAUCGAUGUGAACGUGCCGAUAUUCUUGAUUUACUUCUACAAGCUGUUGAUAAUCAUGGAAAACAUUUUACUGAUGAAGAAAUUAAACAAGAAGCAAUGGUCUUUGUUCUUGCUGGCCAUCAAUCUACAGGUGAUCUUAUGACAUGGAUUAUGUAUGUAUUAAUGACUAAUUCAUCCGUAUUUAAUGAUUGUCUGGAAGAAGUUGAUCGAAUAUUACCAAAUGGCACGAUUCCCACCUAUGAAAUAUUAGAUGAUUUGAAUGUUUGUGAAUCUGUUAUAUAUGAAACAUUACGUUUAUAUCCACCAAUACCAUUUUUUGUUCGUCAAUGUAUACGUGAACAUGUUAUCAAUGGUUCCAAUCGAAACUUAUAUAUACCACUUAGUGCAACUGUUCUAAUCAAUACAUAUUUAGUUCAUCGUCAAGCUAAAUAUUGGCCUCGACCCCUUCAAUUUGAUUAUACUCGAUGGAUGCGUGAUCCAAAUACAGGUGUGAGACCUAAAUUGGCUCAUCCCUAUUGCUAUUUACCUUUUGCUUCGGGACCACGCAAUUGCAUCGGUCAAAAUUUUGCUUUACUUGAAGCAAAAGUUAUACUAGCAAUGUUUAUUCAACGUUGUAAUUUUGAACUAGAACCUAAAAAUCAAAACAUAGCAUUAGACAUUCGUAUUACAAUGCGAUCUAAAUUUGGUUUAUUCAGUAAAAUUACUAGAAGACAACAAUAA
Molecule: messenger RNA, 1533 nt
Organism: Rotaria socialis
Lineage: Eukaryota; Metazoa; Rotifera; Eurotatoria; Philodinida; Philodinidae
Source: the annotation of a GenBank genome assembly